UCCUGUUUACUGUAUUCCAGUCAAGCGGCUCUGCUGUGGUGUGGAUCAAGUGUGUAAAGGAGAGCUGAAAUGACACCGCCUUCGAUCUAAACACGAUCAACCUGCUGUGAAUACAAGGAACUUUCCUCUUGGCCUCAGUUCCUGUCAGCACCACCAUGUCGUGCCGGGACAUCCAUGCCACCAACGCAUUUGCCUUCAUCAUUGCCUUUGUGUCUGUGGGAGGGAUCGCUGUGGCAACGUUAAUCCCACAGUGGCGUAUAACAAGACUCAUCACCUUCAAUCGUAAUGCCAAGAAUGUCAGCGUGUAUGACGGGCUGUGGGCUAAAUGUGUGAAACAGGAUGGCUAUUCAGGAUGUUACUACUAUGAUUCAGAGUGGUACUCAAAAGUAGACCAGCUGGAUCUGCGGCUCCUGCAGUUCUGUCUGCCUACAGGCCUGCUGUUCGGCUCUAUUGCCUUGCUGCUGUGCAUGGCAGGAAUGUGUAAGACCUGCUGCUGCUCAGACAAGCCCGAACCGGACAUUAAAACUAUCAGAUUUUUGGUCAACAAUGCAGGCUGUUACCUGGUGGCCGGGAUGUUCCUGUUCCUGGGUGGAGCUAUUGCCAUCGCACCCUCAGUGUGGUUCCUGUUCCGCACCAAGGAAAUGAACAUCAAAUACGACAAAAUUUUCUCAGAUGGUUUUGCCGUGUAUGUAGCUAUAGGCUGCUCUGGAGGACUGAUGCUGGCUGCCCUGCUGAUGUUCAUGUGGUACUGCAUGUGUAAAAAGUUGCCUUCGCCCUUCUGGUUGCCGCUGCCCUCCAUGACUACCUCUCUGUCCGCCCAGCCUCUCACUGCCAACGGAUAUCCUCCUUCCCCAGUUUACGGUCCUCAGCCCUUCCCACCACAGACCUUUCCACCCACAGUGAUCGACCCCCAGCAUUAUAUGACCUCCCAAGGCUACGCGCAAAGUGUGGUUGCCCCUGCAGCCCCACAGGUGUACAUGUCUCAGGUUUCCGCUCCUGAUGGGUAUGGUUCGGAGGUGGGAGGAGCUCAGGCCUACAGCUACGCACCCUCACAGAGUUACGCACCGUCGCAGAGCUACGCUCCAUCUCAGGGCUACGCAUCCAGCUACACAGGCCACCGCUACUCCUCCCGCUCACGGAUGUCUGCCAUAGAGAUCGACAUUCCUGUGCUGACACAGUGACAGUAAGCAGCACAUUGAACCUCCUUAAAGUUCACCACUGAUUAAACUAAUAUAGUAUGAUAGAUAAAAAUGAAUAACAUAAGAGCUAUUUACAGCCUCAAGAGUGAUUUAGUCAGUCAGUUCAGGUCUGUAAAUUGCUGAUAAUUGAAAGUGAAUCCCAAUCAAAAGAACCCUGGGGAUACUGUAUGAAGGAUGAGGUUUUCUUAAAAAUGAAAAUCACUAAAUCACUGGUGCAAACAAUACUGUAUUUAGCUCAGUAUUGUAGAAAGGGAAGAAAAUAAAUAAUUUUCAGCCAAAAACACUGAAAGACACCACAACUAACUAACCUUUUAUUACUGUUUUACCAACAGAGAAGGACCACUAAACAAAUGGUAAAUGGACUUGCACUUGUAUAGGGCCUUUCUAGUCUUCUGUGACACUAUGAGUCACAUUCACCCAUUCACACACACACACCCAUUCUCACACACACACACACACACACAUUCAUACACUGGUUAGCGAGGCUACCACACAGCCACCUGCCACUCGGUUUUUAACACACACACACACACACCAAUGGAACAGCCAUUGGGAGCAAUUCGGGGUUCAGUAUCUUGCUCAAGGAUACUUCGACAUACGGAUAGGAGGAGCCAGGGAUCAAACUGCUGAUCUGAAAAGUGAGCCACAGCCACCCAACAACAGCUCCUGAUGUGCUCAAGUGUCCAGUGGACCAACUUACGAGCUACAAGCAAAUAGUUUCUAGCAUUUGUCAUGUGACUAAAUAUAAAUUCUUGACUUAAGAUUAAAGAAGCCCUGAUGAUGGCUGCCAAAAGCAAGAGUCAGCUAAAUUCUUCUCUCUUUUUCUGUUACAUUUGUUUAUGUUGGACAUGUUAUAUUCAUACUCAAAUGCAGGGUUCCUGCAGAUCCUUAGAAAGUCUCUGCAUUGAAUGAAUUUAUCUUAAAAUAAGGCCUUAAUUGGUUUUAAAAUGUCUUAAAUCAAUAUCUCAGAAGUCUUAAAAAAGCUCAGACAUGGGUAGAAGAAAUUUAUUAUUUUGUGAUGUUACUUUGUAAAAUCUCAAAAUAAUUGCCACUAUCUUUCACAUUAACAUUUGCAUCAACGAGAUGCUCAGAGCAGAGGCUCCACUGUCUGCUAGCUAGCUGUCACCGUUCCCUGGAUGACAUGGGGACGUGCAAAUUCAGCAAUAAUUAGCUAUUUAACCAAGAUUUCGAAGCGUGGCUGAAACUGACGCAAGGCUAGCAUUAAAAAAGUCUUAAAAGGCCUUAAGCUGUAGGAACCCUGCAAAUCACUUGUCACUUUUGCCUUUGUAAAGCCUACACUAUGAAAGUCUUCUGUCGUCACUACUGAACUUAAAACUGACUGCAUUCAACUUUAUAUUCUGUGCUUCUGAAUGGACACAAACUAUCUGACUCACCUGUUAAUAUUUUUGUGCAAGAGGAAUCGUUAAUUAUGUCACGUUGCCCUGUGAAGAGCAUCUUGGAAGUUUUUAAUGCACUAAUUAUGUGAAUACUGUGCCAGUUUACUUUGUCUUUGUUCACUGACUUUGUCAUAGCCUCGAGUAUUUCUUAACAUAUUACUUAAUCCUUUACUGUCAUGUACUUUUUUGAAGUGUUAUUGUCGAAAACAGUGGCGCUAAGAACUUUGUUAGCUGUUGAAUUUAACGUACAGAUGUGGAAUUAAAUAUUAAGUAUGAACUGUAAUGUUAGAACACUAACAGGAAUAAGAGUGCUGUCCAUCUGCACUCAACAUGUCCGCUGAUUAUUUUGCCAACUUAGCUGAAGUGUGACGCUGUUCAGUGGUGGUAGUAACUGUGAUUAAGCCAACUUUAACGUACAGUUUAAAUCCUGCCUUUUGUAUGUUUUGCUUAAUGAGCACUGAUCAACAUUUCUUUGAGUCUUCAUCAUGUCUUUCUACAAUGUUGAGGUCAAAUGUUUUUCUACACUGUCAUCUGUUUUUUGUUUUUAAUAAAACAUAAAUCACA
Epinephelus lanceolatus (giant grouper) is the source of this 3160-nucleotide messenger RNA. RefSeq names its product claudin 12 (gene cldn12). NCBI's taxonomy places the organism in Eukaryota, Metazoa, Chordata, Actinopteri, Perciformes, Serranidae. The record is from RefSeq and is a predicted model, not a curated record. Gene Ontology annotation, cellular component: plasma membrane.